Molecule: messenger RNA, 3397 nt
Organism: Nannospalax galili (Upper Galilee mountains blind mole rat)
Lineage: Eukaryota; Metazoa; Chordata; Mammalia; Rodentia; Spalacidae
Product: NACHT, LRR and PYD domains-containing protein 8
Exons: 10
Coding region: 1-3150 (1049 amino acids)
Biological process (GO): regulation of inflammatory response
Cellular component (GO): cytoplasm
Molecular function (GO): protein binding
Source: RefSeq, a predicted model, not a curated record
AUGAGUGACAGGAAUCCAAGAUCUCUCAAUCCACUCCACUUUCCAUCUACUUACACAACUUUUCCUUCAAUCCCAACUUGGACAUCCUCUUGCACCCCUUCCUCCCCUUUUGACAAGGGGGUCAUGCUGUAUAUGAAUCAUCUAAGCAAGGAGGAGCUACAAAUAUUCAAGAAGCUGUUACUGGAUGAACACUUGCUGCCUCAUGUGGACCACGUCAGGUGGCGCCAGCUGAAGACGGCCAGUUGGGCAGAGGUGGUUCAUCUCUUGACAGAAUACCUCCAUGGAAGGCUAGCUUGGGAUGUGACUUUCAGCAUUUUGAACAAAAUGAACAAGAAAACAAUUUGUUCCCUGGUACAAAAGGAGCUAAAAAGCCUUCUACAUACUUUGGAACCAGAGAUCAUCAAUCUAAGAGAAACAUCAAUCAGUUUGGAGAAAGAAGAGUCUGAUAAAUUACUGAAAUACAAACAACAUGUGAUAGAAGAGAACCUACCCAUAUGGAACAAGACUGUUUGGCCUGCAAACCAAGCAGACUACUUGUACAGAGAUGUAAAGAAAUACAUGGAGCUGUUGCCGUGUCUCUUUCUGCCCCAAAGUCCCCAGGGUCGACAGCCUAAAACCGUGGUUAUACACGGAAUUCCUGGUAUUGGAAAAACAACCCUGGCCAGAAAGGUGAUGGUGACGUGGGCGCGAAGUGAAUUCUACACCCACAAAUUCAAGUAUGCCUUGUAUUUCCACUGCCAAGAACUGAAUUGGGCAGGAAAGCGCAGCUUCUCUGAGCUGAUAGAACACCAAAGGCUUGAGUCUCGGGCUCUCGUGUCCAAAAUUUUAUCCAAACCAGAUCAACUUCUGCUCCUGUUUGAUGGCUUUGAGGAACUCACAUCUUCCCUCACUGAAAGACCAGAGGGUUUGAGUGAUGACUGGAGCCAGAAAAUGCCUGGGUCUGUGCUCCUGAGCAGUCUGCUAAGCAAAAGGAUGCUCCCGGAGGCCACGCUUCUGAUAAUGAUAAGACCAACCUCCUGGCCAUCACUUAAACCCUUAAUGAAACAUCCCUGUCAUGUCACCCUUACAGGAUUUAGUAGGACCGAAAUAAUCAAGUAUUUCAGGGCCUAUUUCAGACACACAGCGAUAGCUAAUCGAGUUGUGGAUUUUGUUGUGGAAAACAGCAUUCUUGUGGCUCUGUGUCGGGUCCCUGCGGUGUGCUGGGUGGCAUGCCGUUGUCUGAAUGAGCAAAUGAAGAAAAUGAUAAAUCUCAUAAAGGCGUUUCCAAAUGUAACGUCUGUGUUGGUCCUGUAUCUGGCCACCUUGUUUCCAACAAUAUUUACAAACCUUUCCAACCAGAAUCACCAAGAGCAGCUGGAGGGUCUGUGUCACGUGGCUGCCCAGGGCAUGUGGAACAUGAAGUGGGUGUUUGAGAAGAAAGACUUUCAACGAGUCAUGGUGGAAGAGAUGAGCAUCGACACCUUUCUUCAAGUGAAUAUUCUUCGAAAGAUCAAAGGUCAAGAAGACCGUUACGUGUUUGCUCUGUUUAUUUUCCAGGAAUUUUUUGCCUCCUUGUUUUACGUCCUCUAUUUCCCAAAAAGACUCAGACAGUAUCACCUAUUGGGCCGUAUGGAAAUCCAGGGUCUGGUGGCGGGACCUUCAAUAGGCAAAACCUGCCUGACUCAGAUGGCCCUGUUCCUGUUUGGCCUUUUAAAUGCAGCCUGUGCUCACAUUGUGGAGAAAUCCUUUAGCUGCAAGUUGUCCUUGGGAAACAAGUCAAAGAUCGUACGAGUCAUGACGCAGUUGAACAAACACGAAGCGCCUUCGGUGUGCUGCGGGGUUCCACAGUUGUUUUACUGCCUGGCUGAAAUCGGGGAGGAGGCCUUCGCACGUAGCGCACUGUUGGGUUAUCGGACAGCUUCUUUGAAUAUCCUGGCCCAUGAAGACCUUCAAGCAUCCGCGUUUUGCCUUAAGCGCUGUCGAGAUUUGCAGAAAAUGGAACUGUCUCUCUCAGAGGACUUCUCCAAGGAGCUCUGGCCUGUUUCAGCAGGUUCCCCCAGUGCCACUGAAACGAAGGAGAAGGAAAUGCAUUUGGCCUGGUGGCAAGAUGUCUGCUCUGUGUUCAGAACAAAUUAUGGUUUGGAAGUCCUGACAGUGACAGACUGUGUCAUGGAGAACCUAUUCAUGAAAGUUUUUACUGAUGCCCUGAAACAGCCUUGCUGUAAACUCCAAAAGCUAUAUUUAAAGCAUGUGGGUCGUAUGUUGCAUGAAGAUUUUCUCUGUGUUUUGACUGAAAAUCAGCAUCUGAGACAGCUGAAAAUAGAGUCCACAGAAUUGGGACAGGAGGCCAUGAGAUCCCUUUGCUCAGCACUGAAAUCAGCCCAGUGUCCCCUGAAGUAUCUAAGCUUGGGGAGCUGCACCGCCCAAUCUAGAGACUGGAUUGAUUUUGCCAGUGAUCUGCAGAGGAACACAAACCUGAAGACUCUGAUGCUGAGAAAUAACUGCCUGGAAAAGUUUGGGAUGUAUUACCUGUCAGUAGGCCACCUCAGGAAGCUUGUGUUGGAGAACUGUAACCUCACAGAGGCGUGUUGCGAAGGCAUUGCCUUCUCCCUCAGGCACAGUAAGAUGCUGACCCACCUGAGCCUGGCAGAAAAUGCCCUAAAGGAUGCAGGAGCAAAGCAUAUCUGGAGCGCUUUGGAAUAUUUAAUGUGCCCGCUGAAGAGGCUGGUGCUGAGACACUGUUCUUUGACCUCAGCCUGCUGUCAGGACAUGAUCUCUGCUCUCAAGAACAAUAAGAGUCUGAUAAGUCUGGACCUGAGUCUCAACAGCCUGAGGAAUGAUGGGAUAAUCCUGCUCUGUGAAUCUAUGGUAGAGACGGACUGUAACUUGUUGAUUCUGGAGCUGGAGCAGUGCAUGUUCACCUCCAUCAGCUGCCAGGCUCUGAGUUCCAUGCUCUGCAGGUACAAGAAGCUGAGAUACCUGGACCUGAGCAACAAUGACAUCGAACUCCAAGGCAUACUGACCUUGAGUCGGCCCUUCCUGAGCCAAUGGGCAGUAAACAAGGUCAUUCUGGAGAAGAAAGUGACUGAUGAGGUGGACCCAUACACUAGACUGAUGGGGCCAGAUGUGGAAGAGGGCUUUCUGAGGAUUGUGCAGAACUGGAACUCUUAGUGCCACAAGCUGCCAGACAAAUGCAUCUGGUGGCCCUCCUGGCAGAUUCCUCCUAAUUAAAACUUGGGGAACACUUGGCUGGUCUGCAGGCCCUUCCAAGUCUAGAAUGGGGCACAUCAUAGGGCAUGACUUCAAAAACACUUCCUCAAAAUUAUGGACUGCCACUAUGUUCAGAUGCAGAGUUGUCACAGAGGUGGAGACAGGGAGGUUAGGAGAGUUGGAAAAUACCUGCUUUACCUCCCCGGGU